CAACAUGGUCCCUGCUGUAGAAACUCCCUUGGUUACUCUCACGCGGCCCCGGCACUCCACAAUGGCGAUUGACAACCGCGUCACCGUCGACCUGAUCCACGACAUCAACCAGUGCCUCACCAUUAUCGAAGCCGAGCUCUCCGCUGCUCCUGAGUCCAAGCUCGGCGGUGCGGUGGUUGUGACCGGCCACGGGAAACAGCUGGAGGACCACUCGCUUAACAUCCGCGCCAAGUUCCACAAGUUGCUCGCGCGCUUUUUGCUGUUCCGUACGCCUGUCAUUGGAGCUCUGAACGGACACACAGUGAUGCGCAAGGACCGUGGGUUCAUCUGUCUGAAUGAAGUCGACAUUAGGCGUCCGCUGCUGCCAGGCAUGGCUGCAGUUAAGGCGCUACGCGACAGCGUCCUGGGCGGCAAGCGCUUCUCGGCCGAGGAGGCCAUGGCCGCCGAGUUUGUCGACGAGGCAGUUGAUGGGGACAAGGUCGUCGAGGUUGCCCUCGACUUGGCUGAAAAGUACGCCCCUAAGACCUACCGCGACAACUACCAUCUGUUGAAGGCCGAGCUCUACCGCGAUGCUCUCCCCCACCUGCUCUCCCAGCCUCUCCAGACAGCCGGUCAGUAUCUGGCAAAGCUGUGAGGCAUAUGUAUUCUAAUAUACAAGAAUCUACUCUACAUACUUUUUGUAUGCGAGCUUCAGCUCUUCAUCGUCAGGCUUGACCUCGAGGAAUCCAGGGUGGGUCGAAACCGCCUUGAACCACCUGUGGAAUCCCUGCAUACUCGUCAGUCUCGGGCAC
Molecule: messenger RNA, 791 nt
Organism: Linderina pennispora
Lineage: Eukaryota; Fungi; Kickxellomycota; Kickxellomycetes; Kickxellales; Kickxellaceae
Exons: 5
Coding region: 5-634 (209 amino acids)
Source: RefSeq, a predicted model, not a curated record